GAUAGUGGGAGUAAACACUGGGAUGAUGGAUGCUGGCGGCCGACAAGGAAAAUGACACUUUUUGAAACACUCUAAGCUUAUUUAACACAUGUCUGUCAGCGAUCCACUCCUUCGGGAGUUGAAGGGAAUUGUUUUGGAACUUCGAACCAAAAAUGAAACUGUCUGUGAUAGAACACCAACACUGCUGAAGCUUAGUAAGAACCUCGAAGAAAUCUUCAGUAAAGGUCUGAAAAAUCCUGGUUGGUUUGGGAAGUGUGGCUAUUGGACAUGGAUAAGCAAGCUCACCAACAUUUCCAAACAAAGAAACAAUCCCAUCUUAUCAAUGGUUAUAGACUCGGUCAAAGAAUCAAAGAAGGUGUUCAGCAGUUGUGGGCGUGGCAGAUUGUUCAUUCGGUCAGCUCUGGUCAAGAAAGUCUUAGCUGUCCCUGUACAACUUCUGGCUAAGGACCAUCAGCUUGCUCAGGAGUGGUAUACAAACAAUUCCAUUCUUGGGGAUGAAAUACUGUCAGAAAUUUUCCAGUCUCUCCUUUUUGAACUGACAGAAGUUCCAUUCCAAUUACAAGUAAAGAAUGCCAGCUUUUUAGACAACACUUGGGAUUUAGCAAUUUACAGGAAGUUUGAGUUCGUGCCGUGUGAUGACCUCGGACUACACGUCCAGUUGGUUCAGGGACAUUUACUGGUGGUAUCCGUGGAGCCAGGCAGUGUGGUAGAGGAAGAUGGAAAGAUAUCCCUCGGUGAUGUGCUGGAUGAACUGUACAAACAGCCUCUGAAGAACAACAAGAUAUCCUAUGCACACAAUCUAUUGCACAAAUAUCGUGGUCUUCCAGUGCAUAUGAGUGUUGUAAAGUACCAGGAUAGGGAAGGUAACUUGUACCAGCCCAUUAUACCACUGUUGGGGGAGUGUGGUAUAGACCCCCUCAGUUUAGGGGGACCCUCUGCCUGGCAAGAUCACGCACACACCCUCAAUGGAAACAAGAAACCCCCACACGCUAUACUGGAGGAAGACGAGGACACAGAGAUACCUGUACACGGCUCAGACGGAGGUGCUUUGUAUGAAGCAUCUUAUCUUGGCCAUGCUAUACUAGGAAAGGACGGCCGUGUACAGAGAAUAGAGGAUGCUGUGUCACUUGUUGUAAGGAGUAACAAAAGGAAAAGGAGAGUGAAGCUUGAUCUGCGGGAAAAGGAAAUCUAUGUCUCUGAUCUGACAGAUGAUACGUUGGUACUACAGCAUGCCUACACGGCCAUAUCUGCGUGUGGAAGACGAACUGACGCCCUGACAUACAUUGGUUAUAUUGCUGGGGAGACGACCUGUAGUCUUGCCAAGGACUUUGUGUGUCAUGUAUUUGAGAUGCAAAAUGAUGAAGAGGCCAGGCUGGCAUUGUGUACUAUGGCUCAAGGAUUCGAGAGAACACAUCUACUUCUGUGAAAAGUUCUACUAUAAACAACAAGAAGACAGAAUUACAAUCAGUGAUACAGGAAUAAUUGUCAAGUUAAAAACCAAACAAAGUUUUCUGACACGACACUCGGGAAGGAUUGCAGAUGUUUUAAACAUCAGAGCUCUCCUAGUUUCAGUGUAAACUUACAUGUUGAUGUUUGCAGUCAUUGGUUUCAUUCUGCAGUAUUAACAUUUGUAUUGUACUCAACAAGUAAAUAGUUUCAGUCAUCAUAAAGGCCAAGGUAAGAUGAGAUGUGGUUUUGUCCAAGCAUUUCUCACAAUACUAACAUUUUAUACUCAAUAGUACUCUUUACUUGUUGUAAAAAUUCUCCAUAACAAACAGCUUUAUUGUCGAAUGUACACUGUUAAAGCUUUAGCUGGUGCACAACUCACUUGGAACCAUCUAACAGCAAUUGUCAAAAUUUGAUAUUGUAUUGGACUUGGUGAGGUCUAGAUAUUUAAGGUUGUGUUUUCAUUUUUUUUGUAAAGUUUAUUUUUUUUUUAUUUUUUUUCGUUUUGUCGUUUGAUCUACUGCAUAGCAGUAUGUAUUGUUCUUAUUGUCGUUGAAAAUGCAAUGCAAGUAGUUUUGUGCUGUAGGAAUUGAAGUAUGUGAAUUGAUGUUAAUUUCUCUAAUUUGUUACACACUAGAAAUGUAUUUUCUUGUAUCAGGUAUAAACCUUGAUUAUAAACAAUGGAGUUGCCAUAUUAGAAUCUAGUCAGGCAAGGUCGUAGUUUUCUCAAACAUCAGCUUGUUGCCGAGAUUAUCUUCCCGUUCCUUGUCGGUUGGUUCCAUGUCCAGGUUUAGAUUCCUGAUCUGUGGAGUGCCCUUAAUUCCAAUAAAGUCUCGGUCCCUAUUCAUGUAGCUGUAAGCCCCUGUACAUUCACGUUUGGUCAGGCCUUAUAAUAAUCUAGUAUCUCUACCUGUAGAUAUGUCCAUCCUAGCUCCCUGUUUAUUCUAGUCUUUUCUUUGUAGGUAAAGGUUCAUUUGUGAAUUACUAAAUCGUUAUAGUAUAGUUCCCUUGGUUCCUGUAAUUCCCUCAGUCCAAGUAAUCAUCCUGGAUCCUUUACCUCCCUUGAUCUAGAUAGUUCCCCUUGUCUAUGUGGUUCCCUCUGUCCCCGUAAUUUCCUCAAAGCUUGUACCCUGUAGUUCCAUUAGUCCCUGUACUUACCUCAGUCCCUGUAACUGUCUCAGUCUCUGUAGUUCCCUUGGUCUAUGUGGUCCCUCAAACCCUGUAGUUCUUCAGCCCCUAACUUCUUCGGUCCCAUUAGUUCCCUUGGUCUAUGUGGUCCCUAAGAACCUGUAGUUAUCUCAGUCCCUGUAGUAACUUCCUCGGUCCCAGUAGUUCCCUUGGUCUAUGUGGUCCCUAAGAACUUGUAAACUUGUAGUUCUCUCAGUCUCUGUAGCAACUUCUUCAGUCCCAGUAGUUCCCUUGGUCUAUGUGGUCCCUAAGACCCUGUAGUUCUCUCAGUCCCUGUAGUAACUUUCUCAGUCCCAAUAGUUCCCUUGAUCUAUGUGGUCCCUAAGACCCUGUAGUUCUCUCAGUCCCUGUAGUAACUUCCUUGGUCCCAGUAGUUCCCUCGGUCUAUGUGGUCCCUAAGAACUUGUAGUUCUCUCAGUCCCUGUAGUAACUUUCUCGGUCCCAGUAGUUCCCUUGGUCUAUGUGGUCCCUAAGACCCUGUAGUUCUCUCAGUCCCUGUAAUAACUUCCUCGGUCCCAGUAGUUCCCUUGGUCUAUGUGGUCCCUAAGAUCCUGUAGUUCUCUCAUUCCCUGCACUUCCCUUGUCUCUGGUUUUUGCACGCAUGGCAUCAAGUGCCUGUGUAGCUAAGCAACAUUUUUUCAUCAUCUUUCAUCCAUGUUUCAUUGAUUGACUUCUACACAAUCCUGAGGCCAAAUCAUAUUGGCUCUGGAACUUGCUUUGUUUGGGUGGAGGACUAUCAAAUAUCAUCAAAUAAUGCCACCUGUAUCAAAUGACCACCUCCAUUAACCACCUGUGUUAAGUGACUACUUUUAAUGUCCCUGCAUUUAAGUGAUUUCAUUGUAAACUGAACCGAUAUUAAGA
Messenger RNA from Mizuhopecten yessoensis (Yesso scallop), 3495 nucleotides. RefSeq lists its product as uncharacterized. Bases 89 to 1426 code for a protein of 445 amino acids. NCBI's taxonomy places the organism in Eukaryota, Metazoa, Mollusca, Bivalvia, Pectinida, Pectinidae. Gene Ontology annotation, molecular function: protein binding. The record is from RefSeq and is a predicted model, not a curated record. The transcript has 20 exons.